UAUGAAAUGUUACCUUCCUACUGACUGUCUCUUGUGACAGACGAGGCUGUUGUAAAAAGGAGGAACUGCCAUGAUAGUCAUGCCACUGACAGACUUCUUGUCAUUUGCAUUGUAAAAUAAACGUUGGUGGUAGCUCUUUCAUUCAAAUGCAUACAGGAGUUGAUUUGAAUUUAACUUUAAACCACAUAUGCUUAUUUAUUUUGUGUAUUUGUGAUUAUUAAGAUCAGAUCUGAGCUCUCUUAGAUGUUGGUGGUCCUGCUCACUUAAAAAUCUCAAAAUAUUAUUUAGAUGAUUUGAUUUUUGAUCAGAACCUGUCUCUAACAAUUCAUUAAUAAUCCAUGAACAAAUAUACGUAGUGAAGUCGGAUUACAGCUUCAAAUUUGUAACCUGUUUACUUUAGUGUUUACUUUCUUCUGACAGUGUCAAUGUAAUGUAGUCCACAAGAGUCACAGAUUAAGGGGUGUUACAUUGGAGAUCGUUUGUCAGUUUGGGAGUUGUUGUAGAUGUAGUGAUAGUGGAAGCUGUUUCAUGCCGAUAAGUUUUCGUUAAUGUUCUUUUAGACUUAGAGGGAAGUUGAGUGAACGGGUGACUAAUUGUGCUUUCUUACUUUCUCAUUUUAAAUGGGAUCUUCAAGUUUUACAGCAUUUGAUAAUGUCAGCAUGAAUCAUAUGACGGAGGCUGAAAUUCAUCCCUCAACUUUCCGGGGAUCCUUCAGCUUGUGAUGAAUGUUGUGGAUGACGCCCUGGAAGAGGACUCCCCUCAAGAGAAUGGAGUCCAGACCAACCAAUACAGCGCCAUCUCUCCUCCUGCCUCACCCGAGGCACAGGACGAACCUUUCUCCACAUACUUUGAGGAGAAGGUGCAAAUUCCAGAGAGUGUCAACCAGGUCUUCAGCUUCCGUAAACUCUGGGCCUUCACUGGACCAGGGUUUUUGAUGAGCAUUGCUUAUUUGGAUCCAGGGAACAUCGAGUCCGACUUGCAGUCUGGAGCUGUAGCUGGGUUUAAGCUCCUAUGGGUGCUCCUGGUGGCCACCAUUAUCGGGCUGCUGUUACAGAGGUUGGCUGCUCGCCUCGGGGUUGUCACAGGGAUGCACCUGGCUGAAGUCUGCAACCGCCAGUAUCGCCCUGUUCCUCGGAUCAUCCUCUGGCUGAUGGUCGAACUGGCCAUUAUUGGCUCAGACAUGCAGGAGGUCAUUGGCUGCGCCAUAGCUCUCAAUCUUCUCUCAGUGGGCAGGAUCCCGUUGUGGGGAGGUGUUCUCAUCACCAUCAUAGACACAUUUGUGUUCCUGUUUUUAGACAAAUACGGUCUGAGGAAACUUGAAGCUUUCUUUGGCUUUCUGAUCACUGUAAUGGCUGUUAGUUUUGGUUAUGAGUACGUGUUGGUGAAGCCAAACCAAGGGGAGCUGCUAAAGGGGAUGUUUGUACCCUAUUGUGCCGACUGUGGUCCAGCCCAGCUGGAGCAGGCAGUUGGGAUCGUAGGUGCUGUCAUCAUGCCUCACAACAUCUACCUGCACUCUGCACUGGUCAAGUCUCGGGACAUUGAUCGCAAAAAUAAGAAGGAUGUAAAGGAAGCCAACAAGUACUUCUUUAUUGAGUCAACAGUCGCUCUGUUUGUCUCCUUCCUCAUCAACGUCUUUGUUGUCGCAGUCUUUGCUCAGGCCUUCUAUAAUAAAACUAAUAUGGAUGUGAAUGCUAUGUGCAAUUCAACUGGCAGUCCUCACACAGAUCUGUUCCCUUUAAACAACAGCACACUGGAGGUGGACAUUUACAAAGGGGGAGUGGUGCUGGGCUGUUUCUUUGGCCCUGCAGCUCUCUACAUCUGGGCUAUAGGGAUUCUGGCAGCUGGACAGAGCUCCACCAUGACAGGCACUUACUCCGGGCAGUUUGUGAUGGAGGGUUUCCUGAACCUACGGUGGUCUCGUUUUGCACGGGUGCUGCUGACCCGCUCCAUUGCCAUCACGCCUACACUGCUGGUGGCCAUUUUCCAGGAUGUUCAGCAUCUCACAGGGAUGAAUGACUUCCUGAAUGUGCUUCAAAGCUUGCAGCUUCCAUUUGCUCUGAUCCCAAUCCUGACUUUCACCAGUCUGACAUCCAUAAUGAACGACUUCGCCAAUGGAUUGGUGUGGAAGAUUUCUGGAGGCAUCAUCAUCCUGGUGGUCUGUGCAAUCAACAUGUACUUUGUGGUGGUUUAUGUGACGGCGCUGGACAGCAUGGCGUUGUAUGUUUCUGCUGCUCUCCUCUCCAUACUCUACCUGUGCUUUGUGAUCUACCUGGCAUGGCACUGUCUGGUUGCCCUGGGAGUUUCCUGUCUGGACUUUGGCAGCAGGAUGCAGAUGGGAGUGUCCCGCCACACAGACAUUUACUUACUGAACGACAUGGACACAGAUAUGGUGGUGGAGAGAUGACGGGCCUGAGUCGCCGCUGGACCCCUGACCUGAAGCCUGGCACCACCGAAGCUCAGCCAGUAUGUUUCAUCUUCUCCUCUCUGUGCCUAAUGUUCCUUUUUUUUAAGUGACCUUAUAAUGCACCCACAGUCAGUCUCAGAUAGUUUUAAAUGUAAUUCAAAUAAAUAUUCAGAGAAAUAUCAGUUAAUUAUCUGGCCUCCGUUAGAAGUCUGAUGUGGCCAUGACAAAAAUAAACUACUAAAUCAGUGGUAGUUGCCAACCAAACACUUCAGUGAUGGAGCAAUCGUAAUAAGGUGACUAUAUGGAAACACUGUUUUGUCAGUGGCACACUAGUUUGGAUGUCCAUAUUGUCGCAUACUAAGGGCUCUUCUUUUAUAUAUAGUUUUUAUACACAUAUUUUUUUAACUUCUUAACUUUCUUCUUUCUGUUUACUGGAAUAGAGCUUAGAAAAAAGGAGACAAAGUGACAACUACAGGGUAGAAAAGCUAGUCUGAGCUGCAUGAUCCAUGUGUCAUACUGUGAUUUUUAUAUAUUUGUUCAGGACAAAGUGUCAUUCUGUUUAAUAACAUUAAUUUUGACUUUAGAAUUUGCCAUAAUAUAUUUAAUAUAUAGAUAAUGCUAUAAAAAUAUAAACAUGGUAUUUCUGUGUCAUUGGUCACACCUUGUGCCCGUGUUUUAUAUUACGUAAUGUAGAAUGGCAGUUUUAUGUCACUCUCUCUGUGUUACAGACACAUAAAGUAUUUAAGAGUAUCUUUUGCUCCUGUAGAUGUACACAUCUGUUGAUAAAAAAAAUUAAAAAAGUUAAUUAAAAUUAAAAGUUAAUUAAAUUAAAAGAUCAGUGGAUUCCUCACUGCAGUGGAUUUUAGUAAUUUUGCAGAACAUAUUUACAUUCCUGUUUUAUUAAAACUUAUCCGAUUAUUCUUUAUUUCAGUUUUUCUUUCUUUCUAAAAAUCCCUUCUCAGUUAAAUUUUGGCCAGUUUUGUUUUUUUAUGAUCUGUUUAUUUGCAUGUAUCCUAUCAUCUUUUCAUAGUAUGUUGUUUUAGGACAAAUUGUACUUGGUGUAAAGGUUUUGUUUUCUUUUUCUUUUUUAUUUAUUUGUUUUGUUUAGUUUUUUUUUUUUUUUUUGAUUUGCCAAAGUGUGCCAAAAUUAUGGUAUGUUCAAAGCUCUCCUUUGUUUCUGGGAAACAUGUCCAUAGAGUGGGAAAAAAAAGUGGUUUCAGUGUUGGGAAAUGUAUCAUGAGUCGCUGCAUGAAACCUGCUCCCAGGAUUUCCCAUGUCCUGGAGAGUGUUUUUAUAACCGGUGCGUCAGGGGAGUUUGAAAUGAUAUAAAACUUAACAGUUAACUCUUAACAGAGACAAAUGUUGGCUUCACAACGAGUGCUAUUGUGGCAAGUUUUGAACAAACUUUGAUACUUGCUUAUCUCCUGGACUGCGUCGUUAGCUUUAGCUAGAACGGUGUUACAAAGACUUUUCCAGAUGAUGUCAUAUAGAGACACUAGAAACAUAGAAACUUAGUCCAACUUAAAACACUUUAGAAGGAUGAUAUGGUUGAUCAGUCAUAGCUUUCCCUUGACCAAAUAUCAAACUGCACUUGUACUGUGUCGUGGACCCAGUGCCUCGUAUUCACCAAUGUGCCUCUUUUAUAGGAUCUCACUAUUUAAUAGAAACAAACCUGCACAUAAACAAAUGGCCCAAGGUGUAACUUAAAACAUUGUGUUAAGUUUCUGGAUUAACUUUUUUUUUUUUAGAGGACCAUGAACAAAAUAACAUAAGACAAGCAAAGCAAAGCUAAACAGACAGCAGCUGUUUUAUUGAGUGAUGUCUUAUGCAACAUUCACUGAACAAAUCCCAACACUAGCGACAUGUUUUUGAAUGUAGUCGGGCGCGUAUUUCCGUUUGACGCUGGCAGUGUUAGAAACUUGUUUCUAGGUAGCUACAGUUUUUUUUUUACACUGCUGCAUCGACUGUUGCAUCUUGAAGUUCUAUGAAGAAUAUUUGAAUAUGGUAUCCCCUGUCAGAGACCAUGUUUUGGUUUCAUGUCCAGACAGAGAACUUAACUAUUGUAAGUAGUUUCUGAAUUAAAGAAGUGUGUUUUCUGCCAA
Messenger RNA from Mugil cephalus (flathead mullet), 4506 nucleotides. RefSeq names its product natural resistance-associated macrophage protein 2-like. The transcript has 17 exons. The record is from RefSeq and is a predicted model, not a curated record. Gene Ontology annotation, biological process: metal ion transport. NCBI's taxonomy places the organism in Eukaryota, Metazoa, Chordata, Actinopteri, Mugiliformes, Mugilidae. Gene Ontology annotation, molecular function: cadmium ion transmembrane transporter activity; iron ion transmembrane transporter activity; manganese ion transmembrane transporter activity. Gene Ontology annotation, cellular component: plasma membrane. Bases 722 to 2404 code for a protein of 560 amino acids.